CGGACGCCGCUGUCACGCCUGUCCGCAGCGGCGCCCACGGGCCCCCGUGCAUCGCUCCAACCCCUGGAACGCGCGCGUAACCCCGCGUGAUGUGCGCUGGUGACACCCUUCUAUCCGUCCCUACGGACGCUCUCUCAAAGCGCGUGUAACCUGUGUGAGUCGCGCCGGAGGGCAGUCGCACCCAUUCCGCCCUCUCACGUCCGACUUCCGCCGAAGAGGCGUAGUCAUCGUCGCUCCGCUGUGCCCGUUCCCCCCUCGGUCUCUCUCUCUCUCUCUCUCUCUCUCUCUCUCUCUCUCUAUAGACGGUGCAAGGGUGGGCCACGUGGCCGGCUGACCUGGAGCUGACGACCCAUAAGCUGCGGAAGAAGCCGAGAGAGUCUUUCAUUUUCCCCCUUUGGUCGGCCAUAGCCGAUCGGCGGAAGCAAGAUGCAAGCCAUCGCCGGUUCUGCGGCAUUGCAGGUGUGCGCGCCGACGAAGGCGCUGCUGGCCCAGCGUGAGGCGCCGACCAGCGCCAGUGCGAGCGCUGCGCGUCAGGUCACCCUUCCGACGAAGGACGCGCGCUGGUGGCGCCUGUCUUCCGCCGCUGCUGCGAGCGAUGCCGCGGCCUGCUUCCGAGGCAGCGACUUCUUCGACAAUGCGUUGUUUUGUGAGCCAGGUCGGGAUGGGGGGGAGGGGAGGGAAGGGGAGGGAAUGCUGGCCGGGAAUGAGGAAAGCAAAGAGGUGGUCUCAGCCACGAUACCAUGCACACGUGUCAGUAGGGGAAUGGCCUGAUGCACUUCAAGCUGACGCUGGUCCAACCCGAAAGACUGUGUAUAAUAAUGCUGGAGAAUUGUGUUGAAUACAAGGCAGAUUUGCUAAGGAAGAGAUACUAAGCGGAGGACCGGCGCCGGAGGGGAUUGAGGACAAGAGAGUAGGAGAAGAUGCGCCGCGGAGCCAUAGACCAGAGAGAGAGAGAGAGAGAGAGAGAGAGAGAGAGAGAGAGAGAGAGAGAGAGUCUUCUCUUUUCGUUUUACUGAAGUUUGCCUCCUGUGUAUGUGAGAAUGACAGAAACCGGCCAUACAACCUACCAGCCACAGACACAGAGAGAGAGAGAGAGAGAGAGAGAGAGAGAGAGAGAGAGAGAGAGAGAGAGAGAGAGAGAGAGAGAGAGAGAGAAUUCUUUGAGUAGCGACGAGGGCGUUGACGGUUGCGUUGCUAGACGGCCUUUGCCCCGCAAGGUGGCAUUCGGAGAUAGAUGAGUAUGAGUUAACCGUUGGAGUUGUGUAUUUGUUGUUUGAGUUAUAUGGACACGAUCCAGGCAUGGUGCGCUUGGUUCGUUGGGUGGUUCACGGCUGCACUGCGCUGGGUGGGACUUUGUGGCUCUUCUGCGUUCGAACCCUUCCCCUUCCUCGGUCAUUAACUGCCGGACACGUCAACAUUUCUUGAGAACUCCUUCUCCUCCUCCUCCUCCUCUCUCUCUCUCUCUCAGAUCUCUCAUCUCUCUGCCUCUUUUUGGGUUGGAUGGUCUGAAUUCUUUUCUCUUGCACGUCACAUGUGUUUCUACUUCUAGUUUGUUGUAUGUUUAUUUAUCUCUUUUCUCCCUCCUCUCUACAAGAGCUUCGUAGCUUUAUCUCAUUGGUGUGUAAUCGGCAUGGCAGUGGGAGUUUGACCAUACUCAGACUCGGACUUCCUGAUUGUAUCUGACCGAAUUUAUGGCCUGAUUCAUCCGAGAAGGUCCUUGAGGCCACGCUCCACUACUCACGGCAUGCACAACAGACAAAAGAUGGCGGUGUACGUGUUCUAGCAGAAAAUUCAUUUCCAUUUUGCACAUUUGGUGAGUGGUGGAGCGAGGCCCUUAGCUCGGUAUGGACUUGUAGUUUUACUUCAUCGAGGGCACGGCGACCAUACGCAGACUCGGACUUUCUGAGUGUAUGUGACCGAAUCUACGGCCUGAUGCGUUGGAAAUGGUUCUUGUUGGAGUACGCACUCAUCUAGGGACGGAGAAUAGUUUUGAGAGGCGAAGAACAGGCCUGCAACCCUUGCAUUCUCGACCCUCUUCCCUUUUUCUUUUCCUUUUCCUGUUUAACUUGCAAUUUGAUGUUCUCUAACGCCACAUGCACACUAGCACUUUCCAAGAUUUAUCUGACUGCGUCCUAGCACUUUCCUGUUUAACAUGCAUCUGCAAACCAAUACCGGAGGAGAAGGUGAGGUGGAUGCAAUGGAGGGGAACAAAAAGUACAGUUGUUC
This is a messenger RNA of Chara braunii, 2226 nucleotides long. The record is from the annotation of a GenBank genome assembly. NCBI's taxonomy places the organism in Eukaryota, Viridiplantae, Streptophyta, Charophyceae, Charales, Characeae.